AUGGAGGAGCAUCGCUACUCUCACAGAGUGCUCGCCCGAUCGAUCUUGGCGCGCCCGGACGGGGGAGCUGCCCUCGCUGGCCAGACAUUGUGCGUCGGGGGAUGGAUCAAGUCCCGGCGCACGCAUCGCGGCGUUGUUUUCCUGGCUCUCAGCGAUGGAUCGUGUGCUUCGUCUCUCCAGGUGAUCGUCGAUCCCGAGAAGGAGCUCGACACCGAGCAGCUCCACACUGGGAGCUGCUUGCUCGUGAAAGGAGAAUUGGUGCUAUCCCCGGGUAAAGGCCAGGCCGUGGAGCUCCACGCCCGAGAGUUCCUACACGCUGCUCCCGCCGACGCAUCCAAGUAUCCCAUUGCCAAAACAAAGCUUCCGCCAGAGUUUCUAAGGACUGUUCUACAUCUCCGGCCAAGAACAGAUCUAAUAUCGUCCGUCGCUCGCAUUCGCAGCGCUCUCGUGCUCGCCACCCACACAUUCUUCCAGCAGCAGGGAUUCAUCCACGUCCACACGCCAAUCAUCACAACCAGCGACUGCGAGGGCGCCGGCGAGAUGUUCCAAGUCACGACUUUGCUCGCUCCCGAGAAGAGGGAACACCUCGUGGCGUCGACGCAAGACCAGAUCGAUGCUGCCAGGGAAUUGGUCACCCGAUGCGGAGAUACUGUCCGGAAGCUCAAGGAGAAGAAGUCGAGCAGCAAAGCGGAGAUCGGCGACGCCGUGAAACAGCUCAAAGCGGCCAAAGACGAAGAAGCCAGGCUCGUCAAACGGGCCGAGGACGGGGGUGCUGACUACUCGGCCGAUUUCUUUGGGCGACCAGCGUUCCUGACAGUCUCUGGCCAGCUCCAAGCUGAGACGUACGCUUGCGCUCUUAGCAACGUUUACACUUUCGGCCCGACGUUUCGAGCGGAGCAGUCUCAUACAUCCCGGCAUUUGGCAGAGUUUCUGAUGGUGGAACCGGAGCUUGCAUUUGCGGAGCUCAAGGAUGAUAUGGACUGUGCGGAAGACUACGUGAAAUUCAUGUGCCAGUGGUUACUGGAUCGCUGUUACGAUGAUAUCAAGCUUAUGGACGACAAGCUCACUGAGAGCGGUGCCUUGGAGCGGCUCCAGAACGUUGUCAGCGCUCCGUUCGCGAGGAUAACUUACACACAAGCAAUCGAGAUGCUAAAGGAGGUGAAAGACUUUACCUUCGAAACUCCAGUGGAAUGGGGAAUGGAUUUAGCAUCCGAGCACGAAAGAUAUCUCGCAGAGCAGCUCUUCCAAAAGCCCGUCUUUGUAUACGACUAUCCAAAGGCAAUCAAGGCGUUCUACAUGCGAGUUAACGACGAUGGCCAGACCGUGGCAGCCAUGGACAUGCUCGUGCCAAAGGUCGGCGAGCUUGUGGGAGGGAGCCAGAGAGAGGAGAGAUACGAGGUGCUCGUCCAAAGGCUAGAAGAACUAGAGCUGCCACUGGAUUCAUACGAGUGGUACUUGGAUUUGCGACGCUAUGGAAGCGUGAAGCACUCGGGAUUUGGGCUGGGAUUCGAGAGGAUGCUCCUCUUCGUCACAGGACUAGAGAACAUCAGGGAUGUGAUACCAUUUCCCAGAUCUACUGGAAAGGCCGAGUUAUAAUAUUGCAUUUUUAAGUUCUUUUAUAGUUCUACUA
Messenger RNA from Selaginella moellendorffii, 1630 nucleotides. RefSeq names its product asparagine--tRNA ligase, cytoplasmic 1. The record is from RefSeq and is a predicted model, not a curated record. The transcript has 8 exons. Bases 1 to 1596 code for a protein of 531 amino acids. NCBI's taxonomy places the organism in Eukaryota, Viridiplantae, Streptophyta, Lycopodiopsida, Selaginellales, Selaginellaceae. Gene Ontology annotation, molecular function: asparagine-tRNA ligase activity; ATP binding; nucleic acid binding. Gene Ontology annotation, biological process: asparaginyl-tRNA aminoacylation. Gene Ontology annotation, cellular component: mitochondrion.